AUGCCGAUUGAUAAAUCUUGGAUUAGUAAACCACAAAACACACCUGAAUAUGAAAAUGGGCUAAGAAUUUUUUUGGAUUUUGCUUUCAAGCAUGGGUCUGUUGAUGGGCGUGUAAUUAAGUGCCCGUGUCCGAUAUGUGGCUUUAAGAGGUGGAAAGAAAGAGGUGUAGUUGAAGAGCACUUGACUUGUAAGCCUUUUCCAAAAAAUUACAAAUUUUGGUAUAUGCAUGGUGAAGAAUCAACUGCAACUGUGCCACAGUGUUUUCAGAACACAAAUUUUACAGAAGAUACUUUGCUGCCCCAAAAUCUAAUGACAACCAUGAUUAAUGAUGCAUUUGGGUUCACCAGGAACGAUGUCAAUGAACCUGAUGUGUCUUGUGAGCCUAUAAAUAGCGAAGAAACAUUUAAUGAAGGACACAUUGAGGGCAAUAAUGAAGAUUAUGCAAAGUUCUUUGAAUUGAUCGAAGAUGGCAAGCAACCGUUAUAUGAAGGGUGUGAGAAGUAUUCCAAAUUGUCCUUCCUAAUUAAAUUGUAUCAUAUAAAAUGUUUGUGUCGAAUGACUGAUAAAGCGAUGAGUAUGAUAUUAGAAUUGUUAAAAGACGCCUUUCAAGAUGCCAAGAUUCCUGUUUCCUUUUAUGAGGCCAAGAAAACCAUAAACAAACUUGGUCUUAAUUAUACCAAGAUACAUGCUUGCCCAAAUGAUUGUAUGUUGUAUUUUGGGGAAGACGAGGGCUUGCAAGAAUGCAAAAGAUGCAAGACAUCUAGGUGGAAGAAUAAUAAAAAGAAACAACCUGCCAAGAUUUUGCGUUACUUUCCACUAAAGCCAAGGUUGCAAAGAUUGUUCAUGUGUUCUAAAACUGCUGAGUCUAUGAGAUGGCAUUCUGUAGGGGGUAACCAAGAUGGAGUGAUGAGGCAUCCUAGGGAUUCUCAGGCAUGGAAAACAUUUGACUUACUUCACCCUGAAUUUGCUGCCGAUCCUCGAAAUGUACGAUUAGCCCUAUCUAGUGACGGUUUCAAUCCUUUUGGAGCAAUGGCAACAAAUUAUAGUAUCUGGCCAGUGGUUCUUAUCCCGUACAACCGUCCUCCUUGGGAGUGCAUGAAACAAACUUCAUUUAUUCUCUCAAUGAUCAUUCCAGGAAAGCAAAUGCCAGGCAAUAUACAAAUGGAUUCUUGA
Lycium barbarum (goji berry) is the source of this 1173-nucleotide messenger RNA. RefSeq lists its product as uncharacterized. NCBI's taxonomy places the organism in Eukaryota, Viridiplantae, Streptophyta, Magnoliopsida, Solanales, Solanaceae. The transcript has a single exon. The record is from RefSeq and is a predicted model, not a curated record. Bases 1 to 1173 code for a protein of 390 amino acids.